AUGAGUGGAAUUAAACACACCAUCACACAGCUCAAGCUGCUGCUGUCUCGGAUCCCUUUGAUCCUGAGAACGCUUAUCUUGCAUGGCAUUCGCAUGUCCCCCGUCUCGGGGAAACAAGAUCUACGCACUGAACUGAUCACCGUCGUCAUCCGCUCAUUCAUCACCGGCGAUGAUAAAAAACCGUUGGGCGUAACGCAGAAGAAUAGCAUGCGAGACCCUGGAAUUCAAGGCCCUAUGUGGGUAUCUAAGAUCACCCUACCGCAGCCCGAGAUGGAUGUGCGCGAUGCAGUUCUCCGUGCGAUCGAAGUCCUCGGCACUGGCCAAGAGACCUUCGAUAUCCCUGCCGCUCAAGCCGUUGAAGCCGAAUGGACAGGCUAUCGCCGCGGAGUCGGCAAGAAAGAACCACAGCCCGAGAUCUCCGAGGAAGAGAAAUAUAGCGCACUGCGCAAGGACAUCACCUCCGACAUGACGAUUCUAUAUCUCCACGGAGGCGCAUACAUGCUAAUGGACCCCUGCACGCACCGCGGAACCGUCUCAAACCUCGCCCGCCUAACAGGCGCCCAGGCCCUCUCAGUGCGCUACCGACUCGCACCGCAGAACCCAUUCCCCGCAGCCCUAGUCGACGCCCUAACAGCCUACCUCUCACUCACCCACCCACCAAAGGGGUCCCCGCACGCGCCCGUCCCCGCCAACAAGAUCAUCAUCGCCGGCGACUCAGCCGGCGGCAAUCUCUCCCUCGCCCUCCUCCAAACCCUCCUCACCCUCCGCCGCAUCUCCCACCCACUCACCUUCCACGGCAAAGAGGUAAGCAUCGAACUCCCCGCCGGCGUAGCCGGCAUCUCGCCCUGGUGCGACAUCUCCCUCUCCAUGCCAUCAGUCGUCAACUACCGCAAAUACGACUAUAUGGACAUCCGGCCCGGCGGCGUCGACGAGCCGGACUUCUCGAAGCCGUUCGCGCCGUUCGCGUUCCCGGCCGACGACGUCUGGCCCGCCUCGCCGCCGCGGCUGGACAUCUUCUGCAACGCAUCGGCAAUCGGUCACCCGCUCGUGUCGCCGAUCACGGCCGCACCUGAAUUGUGGACGGGCGCGCCGCCUGUGUUCAUUACUGUUGGCGAGGAGUGUCUUACGGAUGAGGCGCUGGUUCUUGCGCGCCGCUUGCAUCAGGGUGGUGUGGCUGUCGUGGCGGAGAUGUUUGAGGGGAAACCGCAUUGUCAUGCGAUUCUUAUGCCUUCGACGGCGACGGGGAAGAAGUUCUUUGAGGGGCUGUCUGGGUUUUGUUCUGAUGUUGUUGCUGGGAGGGUUACACAGAGCGGAUUCUUGACGCACUAUGGGUUUAAGUUGGGGAGUACGCGCCGGAUUCCGUUGGAGAAGGCUUGUGAGGUUGGUGAUGAGGAGGUGGAGGAUCGGUUGCGGACGAUUGCGAAAUGGAGGGGCGAGAGUGAGAUGGAGUUGCAGAAGGAGUGGCGUGAAAGAGCACGAUUGUGA
Penicillium verhagenii is the source of this 1485-nucleotide messenger RNA. RefSeq lists its product as uncharacterized. Bases 1 to 1485 code for a protein of 494 amino acids. Lineage: Eukaryota; Fungi; Ascomycota; Eurotiomycetes; Eurotiales; Aspergillaceae. The transcript is spliced from 2 exons. The record is from RefSeq and is a predicted model, not a curated record. Gene Ontology annotation, molecular function: hydrolase activity.